Molecule: messenger RNA, 4727 nt
Organism: Erigeron canadensis
Lineage: Eukaryota; Viridiplantae; Streptophyta; Magnoliopsida; Asterales; Asteraceae
Product: nuclear pore complex protein NUP160-like
Exons: 27
Coding region: 46-4542 (1498 amino acids)
Cellular component (GO): nuclear pore
Molecular function (GO): structural constituent of nuclear pore; protein binding
Source: RefSeq, a predicted model, not a curated record
UUCCACAUUUCUCAAUUCUCACCUCUCAAUUCAAUUCCAUAAUCAAUGUCGCGAUUGCCCUUGGCAGGCCGCGAGGUUCCAAUAAUCGGCAGCGAUUCGACUAAAUGGUUCAAUCUAUAUCUUCCCCAUUCACCAUCAACAUCACCAUCACCACAACUGCUACACAUUGCUCCUCCUCUUACUAAAGACGCCUCUUCUUGCUGCAAUGUAGGAGACCCCCCAAAUUAUUUCAUAUGGAGAAUCAACAAGACUUGUCCAAAUGUCCUUGAGAUAGUUGAAUUCUGCACCUUAUCAGAAUUUCCGAGGGUUGGAUUGCGGAUCCAUUUUCCUACUCCUUUAUCUCCAUUUGCGUUCAUAUGCAAACACAAGCUCUCAAGUACUUCUGGGAAACCAUACAUGCUUUACACAUUGAGUGUUUCCGGAGUUGCAUAUCUUAUUAGACUGACUGAUAUUGAUAACUAUGGAUCAUGUUCUGUUUUCCCACUGGUUGAUGUUGUUGAGUUGAAUAUUCAGAGUUAUUGUGAUUAUGGAGGCAUUACGGCUGUAGCAGCUACUGCAGGGUGUCUUGUGAUAGGGGGUAGUGAUGGAUCCGUUGCUUGUUUCCGACUUAGCAUGCUUGACUCUAGUGCUCCAAGUUCUCUACAUGAACUUCGAGAUGAUUUAAGUUCUGAUCACUCCGGGAGUUUGAUGUCCGGUAGCACCGUUGCUCCAGUGAUGGAUAUGGUAUGCUUAGAGAUUCAAGGGAGAAAAACUCUUUUGGUGCUUCAUUUGGAUGGAAUAUUACGAGUAUGGGACCUUGUGAGUUGUACCAGACUUCUGAAUUAUAGCAUGAAUGUUUCAGCAGUCGAAGGAGCUACAUUCACGAGGUUAUGGGCAGGAGAAUCUACCGAUGAUACAAGGAUACUACCUUUGGCGGUCCUGCAUAACUCAAAUUCGGUUGUUGGUUGGGAGAGGAUCUCGUUAUACAAUUUGCAACUCAAUCUGGGAGGGAUGACUAGUUUUAUUAUUAUGCCUUCAACAAUUAACAUACCAAUGCCUCAGGGUAUGCUCAUUGAUGUCAAGCUUUUUUCAAAUAAAAUCUGGGUACUAGAUGCAGAAUUGUUGGCACUGCACAGCUUGUCAGAUUCAAGUGAGAGCAGGGUAUCCAGGGAAGUCUAUUCUUUACAGAAUACAGUCGUUGCUAAUCAACUAUUUCAGGAUGAGCAUGCUGCAGAUGAUCUUCUUUUGCUUGCUUAUGCAUUAUAUCCAUCUGCAAAGGAGCAAAUUGUGUCUCGUGUAUCGUCCAUCUUCUUACGUAUGUUAUUUUCUCCCGGUGUUUACCAUAGUUAUGUUAUCCGAGCAACGCUUCAAGAUCAUAACAUACACUUCACGGAUUCUGAGUUCAAUUCCUUAACUGUUGAUGGUUUGCAAAAAGAGAUCAUUUCUGUCAUUGAACAUGAGGGCUCCUCCAGGAGUUUGCUUUCCCUUCUUGAUUGCUGGAGAAACUUCUGUUCGCACUACUAUGACAAUUGGUGUCAUCAGAAUGCACCCUGUGCGUUACUUCUUGAUUCAGCUACUGGUGCUAUUGGUUUAGUUAGAAAAUCUUCUGUUUCUCUACUGCGGCAUUUCGAGGAUAUAGAGCUUCUUAUCGUCGAGUCGCAAGAUGCACUGGGACAAAUUCCAAGGUCUAGGUUGAAUCUAUCAGGCGAUGUUGAAAUCAGAAUACUCUCUGAGGUGCUUCAAUGCGCCACUCGUCUAAGUCAUCAUCUGGGGAACGGUGUCUCUGCCUUACUCCGUGAAUCUUUUUUUAGUGAACCAUGUGUAUCUCCUGAAGAUGUCGUGGGACGUUUAUUAAGGGUUCUAGAAUCCGGGUAUUCUUCUUCUAUAACUGCUCUUCAUGUAUCAGAGCUAGGUGUUGAUACUGCUUGGAAGAAGAGAGUUGGUGACCACAAGAUUCUCAGAAAAUUCUCCAUAGAUAUUUUAUUAUUGCUUAAGGGAUUGUACCGAAUAGCUGGAACGUGGGACAAAGUUUUCAAAGUGAUAUUAGACUACUUGAACGUUUUAGUUCCUCGAAAGGAUGAAAACAAAUCGACUUCUGAUGCGGUUUUUGAUCUUAGGACAUGCAUAACCGUUCAAAUAACUUCACAGGUUGCCAACAUAAUAUUUGAAUCUGCAGUGGACAUACUAUUGUUGCUCAGCUAUAUGGUAAAGCUGGCUGGCCAGAUAGAUAUGUUACCAGAUGAUAUUUCCAUGGUACAACUUGUGUUAUAUCCACUGAUCCAUGAAAUCAUUACCAAGUGGCAUUUAAUACAUUUUUUUGGGACAACACCUUGUGUAUCAACCUUGGAAGAUUUCAGUUCUCGAUCUUUUUUGUUGCAAAUUGAUAGCAGCGCUCAACGAAUAUCAUGGAAGGACAAGUUUGGGAAACGUGACUUUACUUUGGCGUUUAUUCUGUUGCUUGAUCAUCAAAGCUCUUUUGAAGACCAGGGUGUUAAUCUAAAACAUCUUCCAAAUCCUGCCUCCUUCAUUGCUCCUGUACAGAAGUUCAUAAGUUGGAUAGUCUGGGGAAGGAGUGAAGAUGAGCCAUCUUUCUCUGCUCGCUCAAGUAUGCUUGCUUUGACCUUGCUUAAGCAUGGUCAGAUUGAUGCUGUUGAGCAUCUACUUACUCUGGUAAACCAAAAUCUACUUGAGAGAGCUACUGCAAGUAUUCAGGGUGUGAACAAUGAUUGGUGCACACUCCUUCACCUUCUUGGUUGUUGUCUUCUUGCACAAGCACACCGUGAACCACUGCACGCUUCCACCGAGAAGAAACAUAAUGAAGCUAUUUCCUGCUUUUUCAGAGUUGCAUCUUUGCAUGGGGCUUCAAAGUCAUUUCAGAAUUUGCCAUAUGAAUCUGGAUCGCCACACCUUGGUUUCUCUUAUAACGUCUCCCCUGGUGCUUGGAAAUUUCACUAUUAUCAAUGGGCAAUGCAGAUUUUUGAUCAAUAUAAUAUGAGUGCAGGUGCCUGCCAAUUUGCAUUUGCUACUCUUGAACAAGUCGAUGAAGUAUUCAGCCUUAAAGACACUUUUCCUGGGGUACAUUUACCCAAUGAAUCACCAAUUACCGCCAAAGGACGAAUUUGGGCAAAUGUAUAUAAAUUUAAAUUGGAUUUGAAUUGUUACCAUGAUGCAUAUGGUGCAAUUAUCAGUAAUCCAGAUGAAGAAAGCAAAUACAGUUGCUUGAGGCAUUUUAUCAGUGUGCUUUUUGAGCGUGGUUCCCUUAAGAUUCUUUGUGAUGGCCAAUUACCUUUUAUUGGUUCAGCCGAGAAGGUGGAACAGGAGCUUAUUCGGAAGGCAAAGCAUUCAGAUGUUUCGGUGAAAUCAAACCCUUAUAAACUAUUAUAUGCAUUCGAAAUGCAUCAACACAACUGGCGCAAGGCUGCAAGUUAUAUGUACCUUAGUUCAUCACAACUGAAAAGUGAAGCAGGUUUGAAAAAUAACCAGGCCCGAUCGCUGGCUCUGCAAGAAAGAUUAAAUUGCAUCUCUGCAACUAUUAAUGCAUUGCAUCUUGUUCAUCCAACAUGUGCGUGGAUCAAUAACUUCUUGGUUCAAGAAAAGUCCAUUCAUAAAGAGUUGUAUACAAGUAAAAUGGCUAGAAUCACUAUUCCAGAGGAAGCUAAUGAUUGUCCCGCAAGUGAGAAGUUGGAUUCCUGCUUGGAUAUUGAGAAACUAGAAAAGGAGUUUGUGUUAACAUCGGCAGAAUAUUGUCUUUCGCUAGCAAAUAUUAAAUGGACAUUUACUGGGAUUGAGAAGCCCGACCCAAACUUGGUUGAGUUGCUAGUUGAGUCCAAUCUAUAUGAUAUGGUAUUCACUGUAAUUCUAAAAUUCUACAAGGGUUCAGCGUUGAAGAGGGAACUGGAAAGAGUAUUUAUAGCCAUGACACUAAAAUGCUGUCCAAGCAGGGAAAGUUCUAAAAAACAUCGUCUGCUGUUAGCAUCAUCAAAGGAUGAGGGUGCCUGUGUUUCCGUUGACCUUGUCGCUGCAGCUCAUGCUAAUCACUCCAAGGGGAAUGACAAGUGGGAUGCACUUGAGCAAUACACAGAAAAAUACCAUUGUCUUCAUCCUGGAUUACCAGUGAUUGUUGCAGAAACACUUCUCUGUGCUGAUCGGCGGAUUAAACUUCCCCUUUGGCUUGUCCAGAAGUUCAAGAGCACACAGAAAGAAUGUUGGGGCAUGGCUGGCUCUGAAUCAAGCCCUGCUUUAUUGUUUCAACUAUAUGUUGAUUAUGGGCGAUAUGCAGAGGCAACUAAUUUGCUGCUUCGGUAUAUUGAGUCUGCUGCAUUGGUGAGACCAGCUGAUGUUAUUCGUGGGAAAAAGACAUCUGCAGUCUGGUUUCCAUACACAGCCAUUGAAAGGUUGUGGUGUAAGCUUGGUGAGUUGAUUGGUUCGGGCCAUAUGGUUGGUCAAUGUGAAAAGCUAAGAAGCUUGCUAGAAAGGGCCCUGUCCGAACAUUUCCAACAGAGACAGGUUAAUCGAUCCAGGGAAGAACAUCGAUUAAAAUGCGAAGUCGAUUCCGGGAAUUAACCGCAAGAAUGAAAGAAGCGGGUGGGAUUCAUUUUUCAUCAUCAACACCGGGAAGAAAAUAGAACCACCGCCGCCAUGUAUGUGAACCAGACACACCACCGUCCACGUCAAAGGACCACCAUAAACCACUGAUUGGAGUAAGAAAAGAAAGAGGGAAUUGAAAUUUUACCCUAAUUGAAGUAAGG